Messenger RNA from Kickxella alabastrina, 2195 nucleotides. Its product is annotated as WD40-repeat-containing domain protein. NCBI's taxonomy places the organism in Eukaryota, Fungi, Kickxellomycota, Kickxellomycetes, Kickxellales, Kickxellaceae. Gene Ontology annotation, cellular component: cytoplasm; nucleus. Gene Ontology annotation, biological process: proteasome-mediated ubiquitin-dependent protein catabolic process; ubiquitin recycling. Gene Ontology annotation, molecular function: ubiquitin binding. The transcript has a single exon. The coding region runs from base 117 to 2042 and encodes 641 amino acids. The record is from RefSeq and is a predicted model, not a curated record.
UCUUUAUCCACACACACAUAUAUACAUAUAUCACACACAUUCAUCUAUACAUUCAUUCAUUCAUUGCAUCACAACACCAUCCGCCCGCCUGUCUGUACAAAUAAAAACAUACUAUUAUGUACAAGCACAAGGACGAAGGUCUUGAUGACUGCCGCUUGCCUUUGGCAGCAAUGCCAUCGCCACCACAAUCAUCAUCGUUGAUGUUAUCUUCAAAGCUAAUAUUGGCAGUAUCAGUAAACUCUGACGGGUUACCAAUUGCGUCCGCCGAAUGGCAGGCUAUGGAAUCGUUGGCAUUCACCCUCAGAAGCUCGGUCAAUCCCCAGUUCUGCGCGCAACUCGCAAUCCUGCUGCUUUCAAAUGUCCCGACACACAUGCUCAAUUCAGCCAUGCACCAGCUAAGCAUGCUCCUGCGCCGCGACUUUAUUGGGGGUCUGCCAGUUGAAAUAUCAACGCGAAUCCUCGAAUUUGUGCCCGCCUCUGACAUUGCUAGAAACGUGUCGCUUGUGAACCGCCGCUGGCACGCCGUUGCAACCCAGCCUUGCCUUUGGCGCCGGCUGUUUUACCAGCGCGGCUGGGCAGUGGACAAGAAACGCUGGGAUUUCUAUUGCUCCAUUCCACAGGGCCUCAGUGCCACCACAAUUCUGCGCGACAGCGCUGUGUUUCAAGCAUCUAUAGCCAUAGCAUUGGCCGCAUCUUUCACUGGGCCACAUGACUUGGCAGACACCGGCGCACUCACAACGGCGGCUAUAGAAGCCCAAUUGGCAGACACGUCGUGGGCUAUGUCGCUUGGCACAAGCAGAUUGCCUGCCUGGGAGCCGCAACAAAUUGCAAUUGCCAAGGCCAAAUACCACGCGUUUAGGGCCAGCAGAUCCACGUUGGCGAGUCUGGGCAUGGCGUCAGCAAACCAGCAGAAUUUUUUUGAAUCUGCUAGUAUGGUGCCGCUUCUUGUCUCUAGUUUGCCAGAGCCGUUUCCAUUGGCAUUGCCAUUGUUGCCAGUGCCUUCUCUGCGGAAUUUCCAGGGCACAGCGCUCACUCGCUCACAAAAGCAGAUUAACAUGCAUUACCAAGAAGACAGGCCCAUCCAUUGGCGCAAAGUGUACUCUGAAUACCAUUCGUUGCUCAGAAAUUGGCGUAGUGGUAGGUGCCGAGUAGACAGAUGGGAGUCGGCGCACUCGGAAGGCGUGUACUGUCUGCAAUUUGACCGCUGCAACCGGCUGUUUACGGGGAGCAAGGACCACUUGGUCAAGCUGUGGCAUCUAUCCGAGGUUGGUGGUCAGCUCACGCAGUUGGCAACGCUUCGGGGCCACACGGGCUCAGUUCUCACGCUUCAGGUUGAGAGCAACAUGCUUAUCACAGGCUCUUCAGACGCAAGCGUGUGCGUGUGGGACACCAAAACACUUUUGAUCAGGCAGCGGCUUGCCCACCCGAGUGCUGUGCUGUCGCUGAGAUUCAAUAGCAGAUGGCUGGCAACGGCAUGUAAGGACAGCAUGCUGCGGGUGUGGCAGCGCGACAAUUGCGGUUUUAUUAACCUGAUUGAGCUGAGUGGGCAUGCAAUAGCUGUCAACGCUAUCCACCUGCACAAUGACAGGCUGGUGUCUGCUUCAGGCGACCGAACAAUCCGCGUGUGGGAUCUGAACACACGUUCCUGUGUGAUGACGCUAGUUGAACACACUCGUGGCGUGGCGUGCCUUGACUUUGACGGCAAGUAUAUUGUCUCAGGAAGCAGCGACCGGACGAUCCGCAUCUGGAACGCAGAAACGGGGGCAUGCGAGCGCACAAUUGGCAAUGCGCAUGGAGAUCUGGUGCGCACAGUCAUGUUCGACCGCAGCAUGAAUAUUGUGGUCUCAGGCUCGUACGAUGGGUCAAUCAAGAUAUGGCAGUUCUCGACUGGAGCGCUUAUUCACAGGAUCAAUAACGUGCAUACAUCGCGUGUUUUAAAGCUCAUGCUGGACAAGUCGCGCAUUGUGUCAUGUUCGCACGACUGCUCAAUUUUGAUUAUUGACUUUGCGGCCGAGCUCUCUCACGCGCGCCUUUUAAUAUAGUAUUGCAGAUAUACUGGUUUACAUGUAUUUUGUCGAUUGAUUGUUGGAAAACAUUGUCAAAUGUCAAACUUUUUCUUUUUCUAGAAGCGUAGAUUUUUGACGCUAAUUUCGACCGCAUCAGCGGGGCAGCAUGCGUGCAUGCACGCAAACAGG